Impatiens glandulifera is the source of this 468-nucleotide messenger RNA. Its product is annotated as late embryogenis abundant protein 2-like. The record is from RefSeq and is a predicted model, not a curated record. The transcript has a single exon. The coding region runs from base 43 to 318 and encodes 91 amino acids. Gene Ontology annotation, cellular component: mitochondrion. Gene Ontology annotation, biological process: response to stress. Lineage: Eukaryota; Viridiplantae; Streptophyta; Magnoliopsida; Ericales; Balsaminaceae.
ACUCUUCAUCUCUGUUUAUUAAUUAAUUAAGGAAUAUUAAAAAUGGCAACUAAGAUUCUUUUCACUUCAAUGGUAGAUCGAUUCUCCUCCGUUGCUCUUAGAAGCAGGCGAGGAUAUGCGGCGACGGCAAUAGGAUCGGUGAAUAACUUAAUGGGGAAGAAGAUAAUUGGAGAGGGGAAAACGAAGACGACGCCAUCUUGGGUUCCUGAUCCCAUAACCGGCUUCUACAGGCCGGAGAAUCGAUCCGCCGGAGAAGUUGACGUCGCCCAACUGCCGGAGAUUCUCUUGCAGAAGAGCGGGAUUAUUAGACCAAACUGAAACACAAAGAGAAUGGAGAGAUGAUUUUUUAUUUUAUUUUUUUAAUUAAAAGAAAAAGUUCACUUGUGCUAUUUUUCAUGUUUGGAUUUGUCCAAUUUUAUAAUAUUGAAAUUUAUUAAAAUUUAAAUCUACACACUUUUGGGAUUUGUA